GAUGUCGUUUGUUGGUGCCAUGUGGUAUGCCUGGGUCGGUUGACCGGGUUUUCCCCAUUGUUGUAGUCCUCAAGGGCAGACAGGUAGUUGAUGAAUCGCAGGUGAUUGCAUCCAGAAAUCUUUAGACGAUAUCGCACAAAAUUCAGCCAUUCGAAAUGACGUUCCUUCACAACAAACAGGCUCAAAACAAAAGAAUUCUGAUACUGGAAAUACGUUGUCUAGCAAUGAAAGCAUGUCUGUUGUCGAUGAAUUGAAAGGUGAUUGCAUCCAGAAAUCUUUAGACGAUAUCGCACAAAAUUCAGCCAUUCGAAAUGACGUUCCUUCACAACAAACAGGCUCAAAACAAAAGAAUUCUGAUACUGGAAAUACGUUGUCUAGCAAUGAAAGCAUGUCUGUUGUCGAUGAAUUGAAAGGUGAUUGCAUCCAGAAAUCUUUAGACGAUAUCGCACAAAAUUCAGCCAUUCGAAAUGACGUUCCUUCACAACAAACAGGCUCAAAACAAAAGAAUUCUGAUACUGGAAAUACGUUGUCUAGCAAUGAAAGCAUGUCUGUUGUCGAUGAAUUGAAAGGUGAUUGCAUCCAGAAAUCUUUAGACGAUAUCGCACAAAAUUCAGCCAUUCGAAAUGACGUUCCUUCACAACAAACAGGCUCAAAACAAAAGAAUUCUGAUACUGGAAAUACGUUGUCUAGCAAUGAAAGCAUGUCUGUUGUCGAUGAAUUGAAAGGUGAUUGCAUCCACAAAUCUUUAGACGAUAUCGCACAAAAUUCAGCCAUUCGAAAUGACGUUCCUUCACAACAAACAGGCUCAAAACAAAAGAAUUCUGAUACUGGAAAUACGUUGUCUAGCAAUGAAAGCAUGUCUGUUGUCGAUGAAUGA
This is a messenger RNA of Toxorhynchites rutilus septentrionalis, 877 nucleotides long. RefSeq lists its product as uncharacterized. Lineage: Eukaryota; Metazoa; Arthropoda; Insecta; Diptera; Culicidae. The record is from RefSeq and is a predicted model, not a curated record. Bases 233 to 877 code for a protein of 214 amino acids. The transcript has 6 exons.